CCACAACUUACCCGUCCCCGUGUAUGGAGUACUUGUAGAGCUUUCUAAAUUGUAUGAUUUAGGUUAUUUUUCUAAUCGUGUAUAAUUACGGUUUAUUUACGUAAGUAUCGGUAAAAGAUACAGCGCGCCGGUUGUCGGGGCUCUCGCUCUGCUGCUCAGAGAGCUUCGCGCAUCUUGUGCAAAAAAGAUCACUAUUUUUGGAGACGUGAGCAAAUUGAAUCUUCUGGCAGGUGAGCUGUUGAUUCCUAGCAGCUAGUAUUCAGAUUCAGUUUGAUUGUUUUGACAACGCAAGAAAAAUGAUGCGUGUCCAUUUUGGAGAUUUCCCCACAUCACCGGGAAAUGUGACACGCUGAAAAGAAGUUUUGGUUUGUUGCGUAAGUAUUCAUCUGCGCGGAUGAUAAAAAAAGACUAUUUCUUAAAGAUACCCAUACCCCAUACCCAUAAAAACCUAUCCCCAGCUCGGCUAGUCGUCCUCAGAAACAUGUCCUAUGGUUAGCUUAAAAAAGAGAGUAGCUUAGUAGUUAGAAGCUGACUAUAGAGGUGUCCUCCUCCUCCUCCUCUUCAUGAUUGAAGUGAAGAUACAAAGCAUCUUCAUAAAGGCCUGCUAUGUGUUCUUACCUUUGAGCGUGAACGAGCCACGAGGUCGUUUUUAUUGGAGCGAUAUCGAGUUGGGGCGAAGGCUCCUUAUUGCUGGAAGAUGAUCAGUAGUAGGAGCGACCACGACCUGGCUACGGUCUCGUCCAGGCGUUGAGCUUGGCCAGUUUGGAUCGGAAAAUAAAAACCGCUCUAGAAGUAUUCGGUCAGAGUGUCGCGACCCAAAUCUGAAGUGCCUAGAUCUGUUCUAGAGAUUGAUCCAGUAGACAUUCGGUGACGAAGAUGAUGAGUACUCAAACGCAAACCAAUGGUCGGAUAUAGAUGCUGAGAGGAUGGCAAAAAAAAUGCUGAGAGAUACCAAGAAAGGCACAGGAGGACGUCUAUUUCUUUGACUCGCUAAUUAAUUUAUGGCGCUCACGAUCAACAUCAAUGCAGCAUACUGGGAAACCUCGCCGGCAGUGCAUUUAUUUCAGAAGCGGGAAGCUAGAGCAAGAGCUUCAACUUUAACUUUUCCGAGGCAUUUAGAAUGUUGUUGGGUUUUUCCCAGAGGUAGUGAAGAAAAAAUCAAAAACACGAUCAUGACCCAAACAACGAUUCUAGCAGAGCAUCGGUACUAUGCAGACGAAGAUCCUUUCUUGUUGGGGCGGGGUGGAGAAAAGCAAAAGCAUCAAAACCACGAUGGCUCGAAGAACCGCGAUGGCUCGAAGAAUUCCAAAUCUUGUCAUGCAGGAGGAUCUGAAGUUGAUGACACCCUCCUGCAACAAUCCGAACAUUUGAACCCGUCUCCUCGCAGUUCUCCCUGUCUCCCACUCUGGGCCAUAGUUCUCAUCGCGUUUCUUACGACGGCCGGAGUCUUCAUUGUCGCGGUUAAUAAAAACCACGCGCGGUCUACUUCCAGUGGUACAGAGGGGAACAACGUGGCCCCCACUCCGCCUCCAACUGCCGGAGGAGGCAACGACGGGGUGGGAGGCAGCAGCGUUGGCACCAGCGGCGGAGGCGCUUUCACUGAAAGAGCCUCCGCAACCACCCUGACACAGAUCAACGCUACCAGGUAUUACGGGUACCGGGAGCGCACGAAUGGGCAAACUGUCAGGCAGAUAGUCGCGAACCUCCGCGGCAUUUUGAGUGCAAACACGACUGCAGCAGGCCAUCAAAGUCAAAGCAACCCGCGGCCGGCUAGCGUUGUGUACCUUGCGGGCGACUCUUGGGUGGAUGGCUCGCGUUUUUUGGAAACGCGAGGAUGGAUGUCCAAACAACGCUGUUUGGAUGGACUCUUUCCAAAAAACGCGGAUGGCUCGCGCUUCCAAAAAACGGGGACCAAGUCCAUCCAUCCAGACAGAUGGAUGGUUGGUUGGGCUUGUUUCCAAAAAACGGGGACUGGAUGGAUGGAUGGUUGGGCUUGUUUCCAAAAAACGGGGAAGGAUUGGACUGGAUGGCUCGCGCUGUUUGGAUGGAUGGACUCUUGGAUGGAUGGAUGGCUCGCGUUUUUUUUAGAAAAUGAUUCGUCAUGUUGGUGUGUGAGAUGCAUGCUGUUGGUGUGUGAGAUGUGUAGAUUUAAUGCAUGCGCGUCAUGUUGGUGUGUGAGAGUUUCAAAAUCGAGUGAUGCGCGGACUGAUUGUUCUUGUUCCGAGCACUUCAGGGAUGUCCUGGGCAUGCUAGAGGAGCUUGGCACACUUGCAGGAGUAAAUCGCGCUGACUGA
This is a messenger RNA of Amoebophrya sp. A120, 2294 nucleotides long. NCBI's taxonomy places the organism in Eukaryota, Dinophyceae, Syndiniales, Amoebophryaceae. The record is from the annotation of a GenBank genome assembly.